Molecule: messenger RNA, 470 nt
Organism: Talaromyces proteolyticus
Lineage: Eukaryota; Fungi; Ascomycota; Eurotiomycetes; Eurotiales; Trichocomaceae
Product: DUF718 domain protein
Exons: 2
Coding region: 56-403 (115 amino acids)
Molecular function (GO): racemase and epimerase activity, acting on carbohydrates and derivatives
Source: RefSeq, a predicted model, not a curated record
UCAAUUUCUCUUCGCAUUCAGUUAACCUGACUAUAUCCAUUCAGAAUAUAACAAAAUGGUCCGCAGAAUAGCACAAAUCGUCCAUCUCAAAUGUUCUGCCGUUGCAGCAUACAAAGAAUGUCAUGCUAAUGUAUGGCCGGAAGUCUUGCAGCAAAUCCACGACUGUAAUAUUCGAGAUUACUCGAUCUUCUUUGAUAAUGACAGGACACUUUUUGCUACGUUCAAAUAUAUUGGUAACGACUUCGAGGCUGAUAUGAAGAAAAUGAGAGCCAACCCUAAAGUCCAGGAGUGGUGGGUCAUGACGGAUGGGAUGCAAGAGAGCCCGAAUCAGGGCUCUACGGGGAGCAUGGACCAGGAAACGUCGUGGUGGAAGGGAUUGGAGGAAGUUUUUCAUGCUGAGUGAUGUGAUCAGUUGGGUACUCUACUCUACUUCUCCUUAGAAAUAGACUUGGACUUGAAGAGAGAAAAUC